AUGUCAGUCAAAUGCCACGUAUCCGAGGACCAUCAUAAAUACCGAAGUGCAUCUGCGGGUAUUGUCAAUUUACAAUCGACUUGUUCACGCCGUCAACCUCAUCUUUCUUAUGGUGAUUUAUGUGAUAAAACCGACGAAUUAGUCGAUUCAGUUUUUGAAAUGCCAACAAAAUGUGUUGAGCAAGCCAGAGAAGUUGGUAAACGUGUUGUUGAAUAUGUCGUCGAUCACAGUCAUCUUCCACAUUGGUUGGUGGAUAAUGAGUUUUUAAUUUCUGGACAUCGACCACCAAUGCCAAGUGUUAAACAAUGUUUUGCAUCAAUCUUUCGUCUACAUACUGAAACAGUUAAUAUUUGGACUCAUCUAUUGGUUCUUUUUAUUACAUUUGGAUUAUUUGGCUUCAUUCCGACUUGUCACUAUAUAUUUCGAUUUGGUUUGAAACAUGCUUUUACAACUGGUGCUACUCAAUGGGUGUUCUUAGUAGCCGCACUUUACGCUACCGGUGCUUGUCUUUAUGCUGGUAAAUGA
Didymodactylos carnosus is the source of this 525-nucleotide messenger RNA. The record is from the annotation of a GenBank genome assembly. Lineage: Eukaryota; Metazoa; Rotifera; Eurotatoria; Philodinida; Philodinidae.